UGGGCAGAAACAGCAGCUCAACCAACUAAUGAAAAGAGAAACUGACAAAACCAACUGGAGUUAAAUAGUUUGACUGACGAUUUCAACAUCCAAGAUCAACGAAAUGAGGAGCUUUCUUCUCUUCCUCUCACUAAUGACAGGUUGUGAGGCCUCGUCUGAAGCGUCUAAAGUGAAGGGAUGCAGAAAAGGAUGGGUUGAAUUCACCUGCAAAUAUCCAACAACUGAAACAUAUAAACAUAUUAAUGUAGUUAUUCCCAAAAAAACAACCAUAAAAAGCACUAAAAAGGAUGUUUGGGAAAAAAACAGAAGAAUUUCACUGUACCAUGAUACAAAAAGUAAAACUCUCAGGGUGGCCAUUAAACAAAUACAGCAAGAGGACUCUGGGACGUACACGUGUAAAUUUAAUGACAAUGAAAUCAAGAAACUGGAAUUGGAAGUUGAGACAGACGGCUGCCAGAGACAAUUUAUUCAAACUGCGUACAGAACAGCUAAAACCACCAUCACAUGUGAUUACACAGGAAAAAAAUACAAGUUCUUCUGCAAAGACAACGGUUUCAUCUGUGAGGAUAUUUUAUCAACAAAAUCCUCUCUGAAGUCAAAGGGGACAUUCACUCUCACAGAAACCAACAGUAGCUUCAGCGUGUCCAUCAGUAACGUGUCCUCACAUGAUGCUGGUGUCUACUGGUGUGGAGUGGAAACACGUGAAGGAAGUUACAGAGCUGCUCUCAGAAAGAUAAAGCUGGAGGUUAAAGCUUUUAUUACUAACUUUACAAAGUCUCCAACUGUUGGACAAAAUCUCACAUACUAUUGUAAAAAUCGAAGUGAUUCUCUGACAAACAUGUUCAUCUGUAAGGGAGAAGAUCCAUCUAUAUGUCAACCUCUAGUAAGCACCUCACAGCCCAACAAGAACACCGGGAAGUUUUCCAUGAAGGAGGACAAAGACAAGAAAUAUACCAUAACAGUGAGAGAAGUAACAACAGACGACACUGGGACAUACUGGUGUGGAGCAGAAACCACUAACGAAACACGCAGCAACAAAUUCUUCCACAAAAUGGUGAUGACUGUAGGUGGCUCUCAGGUCGUCGUUACUGUGAUCGUCUGUGUAGCUGUGCUGCUGCUGCUGUUUGUGCUGAUGUUGAUCCUAAUCUACAAACGAUUUUCACAUUUAAAGAACACAAGAAAACAAGCAGCAGCACAGAACCUCAAAGAGGAGUUUCAGCAGCACAUCCAGAAGCCAGACUCAGGAAAUGAGAUGAACUGGAUUUUUGCCAGUGUAAACUCUCCCACAAACCCCUCUGCCUUGCUGUAUUACUCUACCGUCUACUUUCAAAGCAGUUCUGCUUGUGAGGCACUGAUUGUCAAACCCGGCUCUGCUGCCUGUGAAUAUUCUACUGUGAUGUACAGGAUUCACUCUUCAUCCAGGUUUAGGAGUUUAGCACUGAUCUGUAAUGAUUAGAUGAGUCUUUUUGUUUGUCUUUGCUCCUGAAGCUUGUAAACUGUUUAAAUCCAUAUUACAGCUGAUUAUUAUCCACUGAUUUAACAAGAAAUGUUUGAAGAAAUAUGCUUGAUGUUUUAACUUUUGCCAUUUCAUGGUUGUAAGGACAACUGUUCAGAUGGCAAAGUUGGUCUGCAGGUUGGUCAUAAAAAUGUGGACAUUAAUUGAUACCAGAUGAUGAAUGCUAAUGACUUUAAGGAUCCCCUGACUUUUCCUCCAAAGCCACGAUGAGGUUGAAAUUUCUGGUUUUGGGUGAAAUAUCUCAACAACUCUUGGAUGGAUCAUCAUGAGAAGAAAUUCCCGCAGAGUGCACGAUCAGGCAAAAGGCGGUUCCCAUUUGGUGCAGCCGAAGAAAAGCAAAUGCAGCCACCUUGGUCCCGCAAGGUUUCAUUCAAUUCAAUUCAAUUCAAUUCAAUUUUAUUUAUAUAGCGCCAACAGUUAUCUCACAGCGCUUUUCAUAAAAGAGCAGGUUUACUUUUACCCUACUUUUUUUUUUAAACAUUUAAUUUUUAACAAAACAUUUUACACAUGUAAAAAUCUUAGUUUGUAAAGUAGUAACUAAAUCUGUUAGAUAAAUGUAGUGGAGUAAAAAGUACAAUAUUUGUGAGAAAAUACUCACUCUACACAUAGUGCAUCAAAGGGGGUAGAUACCCAGUGGAAGCAGUAAGAGUUAACAAAGA
Micropterus salmoides (largemouth bass) is the source of this 2175-nucleotide messenger RNA. RefSeq names its product polymeric immunoglobulin receptor-like. Gene Ontology annotation, molecular function: transmembrane signaling receptor activity. NCBI's taxonomy places the organism in Eukaryota, Metazoa, Chordata, Actinopteri, Centrarchiformes, Centrarchidae. The transcript has 7 exons. Gene Ontology annotation, cellular component: plasma membrane. Bases 104 to 1456 code for a protein of 450 amino acids. The record is from RefSeq and is a predicted model, not a curated record.